AUGCGUUCAGACGAUCAGGAGGAACACGAUUCUGUAAAAAUAGAGUUCAUUGAAGAUGACAGUGAGAACUGGAAUGAUCAAGAAGCCUUCGGACUAAAGCACGAAGACACUGAAGAACAAAACGAGCUGAUGGAAGACAAUAAGCAGAGUGAAGAACUCAAUGAAGUGGAGGAGAAACAUCACGUCAAACCUGAAGGAAAACAUUUGAGUUGCUCACAGAUUGAAAGUAAAUUUCCAUUGAAAAGAAACUUCACCUGCUCUCAGUGUGGAAAAACAUUCCCAUACAAAGCAAGUCUGACACGUCAUAUGAGCAUUCAUACUGGAGAAAAACCUUUCACAUGUGCUCAAUGUGGGAAGAGUUUCACAGAAAAAGCACGGCUUAUUGAUCACCUGAAAAUCCACACUGGAGAAAAGCCGCACACAUGUGAUCACUGCGGGAAGAGUUACCCAUCAAGAGGAAGUCUUAAAAAACACAUGUUAAUCCACGAAGAGAAGCAGCACAUGUGUGUUUACUGUGAGAAGAGUUUCACAAGAAAAGGAACCCUUAAUGAUCACAUAAAAAUCCACACCGGAGAGAAGCCGUACACAUGUGAUCAAUGCGGGAAGAGUUUCACAAUAAAAGGACGACUUAAUGAUCACAUGAAGAUCCACAGUGGAGAAAAGCCACACACAUGUGAUCAGUGCGGGAAGAGUUUCACACAGAAAGGAAACCUUCAUGAUCACAUGAAAAUCCACAGAGGAGAAAAGCCGCACGCAUGCCUUCAAUGUGGAAAGAGCUUCACGCAAAAGGGAAAUCUUAUGGAGCACAUGAGAAUUCACACAGGAGAGAAGCCGCACACGUGUGAUGAAUGUGGGAAGAGUUUCACACAGAAAGGAAGCCUUAAGAAGCAUCUGCUGAUCCAUACUGGAGAGAAGCUGCAGAGAAGUGCUCAGAAUGAGAAUAAUUUAUCAGACAAAGAACAUCCUAAUAAUCACAUCUACACUGGAGAAAAGCUUCAUCCCUGUGAUCAGUGCGGGAAGAGUUUCACACAGAAAGCCAAUCUUAAUGACCACAUGAGAAUCCACACCGGAGAAAAGCCGCACACGUGUGAUCAAUGCGGGAAGAGUUUCACGAAAAGAGGAAACCUUAUUGACCACAUUAAAAUCCACUCUGGAGAGAAAGCGCACGCAUGUGAUCAAUGUGGGAAGAGUUUCACAUUAAGAGGAAACCUGAAAGAUCACAUGAAGAUCCACACAGGAGAGAAAGCACACGCAUGUCUUCAGUGUGGGAGGAGUUUCGCAUAUAAAGCCAACCUUAAAGAUCACAUGAAAAUCCACACUGGAGAGAAGCCGUACACGUGUGAUCAAUGUGGGAAGAGUUUCACACAGGCAAACAAUCUUAAGAUACAUGUUCGCUCUCAUACUGGAGAAAGACCGUAUAACUGUGAUCAGUGCAGCAAAACAUUUGCUGGACCAGAAAACCUGAAGAACCACCUGAAAGUUCACACACAGGAGAAACCUCACGUGUGUUUGUGUGGAAAGAGUUUUCCUCGACUGACUGCUUUAAAGAAACACCAGAAAAGACACAAAGAAGGUUCAUCUGUGCUUUGAGUGUGUUUUUAUUGGGUUUUCAUUUCUUACAGAUGCUAAACUCAGGAUGCGUCUUGAUCAGCUCUCUAGCUUCAGAAGUCAUGGAUCAGUAGGUCAUCUACAUGAACUGGCACUGGUAAGGACGUCCUCAUUGCACAACAUCAAAUCUGGAAUUUCUAAACAACAGCAGAACUAAUAUUGUUCAUAUGUUAAGUUUUAAGAAGUAUAUUAUAGAUAAAUAAUUAGAUUUUCA
Molecule: messenger RNA, 1822 nt
Organism: Danio aesculapii
Lineage: Eukaryota; Metazoa; Chordata; Actinopteri; Cypriniformes; Danionidae
Product: gastrula zinc finger protein XlCGF57.1-like
Exons: 2
Coding region: 1-1590 (529 amino acids)
Biological process (GO): regulation of transcription by RNA polymerase II
Cellular component (GO): nucleus
Molecular function (GO): RNA polymerase II transcription regulatory region sequence-specific DNA binding; DNA-binding transcription factor activity, RNA polymerase II-specific
Source: RefSeq, a predicted model, not a curated record